AUGGCUGAUCGGAGUUUGGCAGUUGUGAAGCCGGUAUGGAUGAAACAAGCUGAGGAAGCUAAGAUCAAAAGCGAAGCUGAGAAAGACGCCGCGGCAAAAGCUGCUUUCGAAGCAACUUUUAAGGGUUUGGAGAAAGGCCGCGAGAAGAGGACCACUGCUAAUUCAGAUAGUGACUCGGAUGAGUAUGAGGACUUGGCUCAUAAGCCGAUUGGGCCUGUGGAUCCUUCGAAGUGCACUGCUGCUGGUACUGGAAUUGCUGGAGGAACGGCUUGUGCUGCUUCUUCGUUUGGUGUGGUGACCAAAGAUUCCGAUGAGAGGAAGGUUUCGACGGGUGGUGCUCAGAUCAAGGUGAAAGUGACACCGGGUUUGGGUGUUGGAGGGUCUGAUCAAGAAGGGAUUGUGAAGGAUAUGGGGGAUGGAACUUAUACUGUUACUUAUGUGGUGCCUAAGAGAGGGAAUUAUAUGGUCAAUGUUGAAUGUAAUGGAAAGCCAAUCAUGGGUAGUCCUUUCCCUGUGUUUUUUAGUGCAGGUAAUAGUAAUGGAGGACUGCUAGGUUUAGCUCCUCCAUCUUCAUUUCCAAAUCUGGUUAAUCAAACUAUGCCCAACAUGCCAAAUUACUCUGGCUCUGUCUCAGGGUCAUUUCCAGGAUUGUUGGGAAUGAUUCCAGGAAUUGUUGCCGGAGCUUCUGGGGGUGCUAUUCUGCCAGGAAUUGGGGCCUCACUCGGCGAAGUUUGUCGUGAUUACCUGAAUGGGCGCUGUGCAAAAGUUGAUUGUAAGUUGAAUCACCCACCUCACAAUUUGCUAAUGACUGCCUUAGCUGCGACUACUUCAAUGGGAACACUCAGCCAGGCUCCAAUGGCACCUUCCGCUGCUGCAAUGGCCGCCGCUCAGGCAAUAGUUGCUGCCCAAGCCCUUCAAGCUCAUGCAGCUCAGGUUCAAGCUCAAUCAGCAAAAGAUUCUGCUGGUUCACCUGAUAAAGCUAAUAAGGAGGAUGUGUUGAAGAAAACUCUUCAAGUUAGCAAUCUUAGCCCACUUCUUACUGUGGAGCAGCUUAAACAACUCUUUGGUUUCUGUGGCACUGUUCUUGAAUGUACAAUCACUGAUUCCAAGCAUUUUGCUUAUAUAGAAUACUCAAAACCCGAAGAGGCUGCUGCUGCUAUGGCAUUAAACAACAUUGAUGUUGGGGGGCGUCCUUUGAAUGUUGAAAUGGCAAAAUCCCUUCCGCCAAAACAAACUACAAACUCUUCACUUGCUUCAUCCUCUCUUCCUUUGAUGAUGCAGCAAGCUGUUGCCAUGCAACAAAUGCAGUUCCAGCAAGCACUGAUUAUGCAACAAACUAUGACUGCACAACAGGCUGCUAACCGAGCUGCAACCAUGAAAUCUGCCACAGAUUUAGCCGCAGCACGGGCUGCAGAAAUAAGUAAGAAAUUGAAUCCUGAUGGACUUGAAAAUGAAGAAAAAGAGACGAAACAGAAAUCCAGAUCACCUUCUCCCCCUCCUGUAAGAUCACGAUCAAAGUCAAGAUCACCUAUCAAUUACAGGAGAAGGAGGAAGUCUCGUUCCUACUCACCUCCGCGCAAUUCUAAGGUUAAUCGGUCCAGGUCACCAAUGAGGUUCCAUCAUCAUUCAAGGUAUGAAAGGGACUGGAGGUCCUAUAGAGGCAGCAGGGAACAUAGUGAUAGGUACAGACGACGAGAUUCAGAUAGAUUUCUUGAUAAUCAUUCAUCUGGUUCGAGAAGAAACAGAAGUAGGAGUGUGAGCCCUCAUUCAAAGAGAUCCCCUGUUUCUCCAAAACGUCAAGGAGGAAGUUCAUCUCAUAGAGGAAGAAAACAGUCUCGUGCCGAUUCUGGUUCUCCAAGUAAUCGUAGAGGAAGUAGGUCUUCUCCGAAGGUUGUUGAAAAGGCAAUAAGAAACAGAAGGCGCUCAAGGUCAAGAUCUUCAGAUGAUAAGCUGAACUUAGACAAAAAUGAAGAAGUCUUGCAUGAAAAGGCCAAACAAAGAGAGCGAAGGAGGUCCAGGUCAGUAUCUGUGGACGAGAAGCCUCACAGGAGCCGAUCUUCCCCAAGAAAAGUGGGCGAAAGCAGACCCAGGAACAAGAAGCGGUCCAGGUCAAAUUCUGUGGACGAUAAGCAUCCCUUGUCUGACAAAUUGGAUGAAAACAGUAAUAGAAGGUCAAUAUCUUCAGAUGAUAAGGUUAACUUUGACAAAAACGAAGAAAUCUUACCUGAAAAAUCCAAACAUAGAGAGCGAAGGCGCUCCAGGUCUGUAUCUGUGGGUGAGAGGCCUCAAAGGAGGCGAUCAUCCCCAAGAAAAGUAGAUGAAAGCAGAUCCAGGCACAGGAGGCGGUCCAGGUCUAAAUCUGUGGAUGAUAAGCGUCACUUGUCUGGGAAUUUUGAUGAAAACAGAAAUAGAAGGUCAAUAUCUUCAGAUGAUAAGGUUAACUCUGACAAAAAUGAAGAAAUCUUACCUGAAAAAUCCAAACAUAGAGAGCGAAGGCGCUCCAGGUCCAUAUCUGUGGGCGAUAGGCCUCAAAGGAGGCGAUCAUCCCCAAGAAAAGUGGAUGAAAGCAGAUCCAGGCACAGGAGGCGGUCCAGGUCUAAAUCUGUGGAUGAUAAGCGUCACUUGUCUGGAAAUUUUGAUGAGAACAGAAAUAGAAGAUCAAGACAUAGUGAUAAAAGGCACUCCAGAUCAAGAUCUAUGGAAAAUAGGGACCGGUCUGAUGUAAGAGAGGAUGCAAGCAAACAUGAAAAGUCAAAACAUCAUGAUACAAAAUGCAACAGGUCAGAGUCUGAUGAAGGGAAGCAUCAUUCUAUAGGUAAAUCCGGUGAAAAUAGAGAUAAGAAAUCAAAGCAUCGUGAUAGAAGGCGUUCCAGGUCAAUAUCAUCGGAAGGGAAGCAUGAUAAAGGAGGCACUUCAUCACAUAGAGACGAGAGCAAUAUUGAACAGAAAAGAUUCAGGUCAAAGUCUCCUAAUGCCAAGCAUCACUGCAGUGAUAACUAUGAAAAUAAAGAUGAACGAUCAGAGCAUCAAGAGAAAACAUUGUCUAAAUCGAGAUCAGAAAAUCAUCAGCAAUAUGAUGGGAGUGGGCCCUCCCCAAGAAAUUUCAAAAAGUAUGAAUCAAAAGGAAAAACAAAUUUUGAUUCUGCAUAUGCAGAAGUUAAGCAUCAUUUGAGUGAUGGAGAAAAUGGUACCGGUGAAAAAAAAUCCCAACAUGAAAAUGUCACACAGGAACCAAUUUUUUGCGUGAAUGGUAAUGGGGUAUUGAUUUCUGAGAAUGAGAACACAAAGUUAGAUGGAUGGACUGAAAAUGCAGAAGCUGAUGAUAACCCAGGGUGGACAUGUGUGGAAGAAGUUGGAAAUGGGAAAUUUUAA
Messenger RNA from Lathyrus sativus (Indian pea), 3372 nucleotides. The record is from the annotation of a GenBank genome assembly. Lineage: Eukaryota; Viridiplantae; Streptophyta; Magnoliopsida; Fabales; Fabaceae.